Messenger RNA from Lithohypha guttulata, 4170 nucleotides. RefSeq lists its product as uncharacterized. The transcript is spliced from 2 exons. The record is from RefSeq and is a predicted model, not a curated record. The coding region runs from base 1 to 4170 and encodes 1389 amino acids. Lineage: Eukaryota; Fungi; Ascomycota; Eurotiomycetes; Chaetothyriales; Trichomeriaceae.
AUGUCUGUAUCCUCACAGCGUGCACCGCCAAAUAGGCGGCUGAAUAGUAUACAGAAUGGCAAUGGAAGGACUUACAGCAGGCCGAGGAGGAAAUCCGUCGACGGUCAAGAUGCAUAUCUAUACGCCCUCCGCGUGGCCUACCUGGCCUACCUUCAUCAACCGAGACAGAAGCGCACGAAGGUGGUCAGGCAACAAGUCCAACGGACAGCUACUUCUGCUUCUAUGCACGACCUGAUGAAGGACUUCCAGGGCAAUCGAGACUCUAAGAGUGAGAAAUACCCACACGAAUUUGUGAAGGCGUUGGAAAAACGAUUACAGACUAUCAUCAAGAGCGAGGACAAGAGACCAGAAUACCAGGAUCCACAAGUGAAGAGAACUUUUGCUAUAUUCCUAAACCACUUCUCCGAACCUACCUUUCGCAAACAAGCUCAGGAAUCGAAGCGUGCCGAGGAGUUGCUACUGAUCUUCUACACAAAAGCCAUGGCAGAAUUAUCUAGAGGGAAGCCGCCCCACGAUGAUGGUGUAAAGCGCACGGUCGACCGUCAUCUAGCUUUGUUCGUACGUCUGUUGAAUGCUACUCUGAAGGAGAAAGGCUGGGCUGAAGAGCGAAGAGAUCUUGCUGCACGGCUGAGCACUCUAGAGAGAAAGCUUCUAACACAUGAAGAAGACCUCUCAGGUCAAAAAGAGACUCGUGAAGGCACGGUAGAGGAGGAAGUACCACUGACAUAUGAGGUGAAGGAUAUGCCGCUAGUACAAAUCGUCGGCCGUAUAUUUGGCUUGCGCAAUACCAUGCUGCAAUCGGACAUCGACAAGCAUAAAAGUGAAUGGACAGAGGAUGCUGCGUUACGCGAUCUGAAGACAUACCAAGCGCACCUCAACAUGGGAACCAGGAAAACUCUAAACGAGGUCGAUUUUGAUACCAAGGAAGCUUAUGACGAAUGGAAGAAAAGUGAAGCACCCGAACUUUCCCAGAUGUUGCUUGCCAUUAUACACAUAAACCCAGCCCUUGCGAAAAAUUCGGCCGCUACUAGUCUACCUCAAAUAAAUACACGAGCCUCCAUGAUAGCUGAUGGCCAAUAUGCCGAGCUGGCCAAAGCCUUGUCGCCUGAUGCUGGAAUGCAGUUGCCUGAUCUGAAUGGCUUGCAAAUUGACGACCAUUUUACAGGCGACGACCAGUCGGGGACAGUAUACACGUUUAUUCCACCCGAUCCUCGAGGCAUCUUUCGGUACGUUAUGAACCUGGCAAUUACUUGGGAUCUCAGUGAUCAGGUUAGUGGUAAUGGAAAUGGCACCAUGCCUCAUAUACUUUCCAAGUCAUCGACAGAUUUUCUCAACGAGCUAGCUCUACGCUGGCGUAUACCUAAGUUCUCCAGAAUAGUGCUGUUCCUCGACUGUAUCAGAGAGAAAUUCGCGGAACAAAUGCUAACCCUGGAUCAGCUAGAUGCUGCAUUCAACUAUGUCAAACAACCUGUCCAGGACGACGCCAAGAACAAGCGUAGCUCACUGGUUGCGACAUCGCUGAUGUAUGAUCGGUUCAAGUGGACCAUCGCAGAUUUUACGUUGAUGCAGCAAGUUUUAGCAGGCAUUCACGACACUCUGCUAAGAGAUCUUUACGGCGCAAUGAUGACUUGCUACGACGCUAAGCAGUCCCUACUCCUUGGUCCCCUUUUAGGUCUCAUCGAUGAGCAUAUCAAGAGUGAUCCGAGUUUCAACCAAUCGCCGGACGAACUUGACCAUUUCAAACAGCAGGUAUCACAAGGACUGGAGGACAAAGCACGAGAAACCUAUGCCGAAUACGUCGAGAAGGAGGUACCUGGCGAGCAAGAGUCUUGGGAAUUUUACCAUAUUAUGCAGCUUGGUAAAAGAGUGCUAGAAAAGUUACAGAAGAUACAGAAGCGAUAUCGAAAGAAUCCUGAGAUUCUUGGCAUAGAUCCGCUGAGCAUUCUCAUAGAGUGUAUGCUACCCGCUUUCGCAGGUGACUCCAAAGCGAUGAUCGAAUCAGUCCUUGAAACAGCGAAGAGUAAAGACGAAGACGUGCCGAUUCAGGAUGGAUUCGACCUCUACAAAGAGUUGUCGAGUUUCAGGCAAGUUUAUGUCGAGGCACUACAGGGCAAACAGUUUCCCUACCGCCUCGAAGAACUGCUACAGGACUUUGUCUGGAGAUGGAUCACCGCUACAGAUGCACAAGUUGUGGGCUGGGUGGAACAAGCUAUCAAACACGAUGAUUUUCAGACCCGAAAUAAGGACAAGACCAUCCCGGCGACUGAGGACGAGAGGCACAGCAAUUCUGUUCUUGAUGUCUUCAGGUCAUUCAACCAAGUCGUUGAGCAAGUAGCGAAACUCGAAUGGGACGAUGACCUCAUCUAUGCUAAGUUUAUGACUGCCUUGGCAAAAUCAUUAGGCAACGGCAUUCAUAGGUAUUGUGAAGUGCUUGAUCAGAUCUUUCACGAGGAGAUGGACAGGCUGAUGCCGGAGCAAGAGCUCAUCCAGAAGCAAACCACACAGCAGAAAUACCUGCAGUACGCAAAAGACGCAUGGAACAACGAAACCAAGGUAGAGCCGUUCCAAUUUUAUCCCAAAUCGUUCGUUAAGCUCAACAACAUAUCUUUUGGCAUUCAGCAUUGGGAUAAACUGGAAAAGGAAAUGAAUGUGGAUGCCUGCGCCGAUGUCAUCAAGCGAUACAACCCGCCCACAGCACAACAGUACAAGAAGAAGGUUAUAAAUUAUGUCUUCACCAUCAAGCUCGUAGAAGCCGAAGGACUAAAAGCACUGGAUGUCAAUGGCUUCAGCGACCCCUAUGUUGUUCUUACAGACGAGUACCAAAAACGGCUAUUCAAAACAAAGACAAUUUACAGAAAUCUUAAUCCACGUUGGGAAGAGUCAAUUGACAUUACAACGCAAGGUGCCUUAAACGUUAUUGCAACAGUGUGGGAUUGGGACUCUAUGAAAGACCAUGACUACGUGGGCCGUACCUCUCUAAAACUCGACCCUUCACAUUUUGGCGACUUCCUGCCCCGGGAAUAUUGGCUUAAUUUGGAUACUCAAGGGCGCAUGCUUGUUAGAGUCAGUAUGGAAGGCGAAAGAGACGAUAUUCAAUUCUACUUUGGUAAGGCCUUUCGUUCACUUCAGCGCACGCAACGAGACAUGACUCGUAGUAUAACCGAUAAGUUGUCGGCUUACAUCAGUAGUUGUCUAUCUCUGCGUACUCUCCGUCAACUUACCAGCAAAGGCACAGCGGUGACCAAGGUCUCGAGCUAUAUCUCAAAAUACCGCGGAACAGCUCCACCAACUGCGCCCACAGGUCCAACAGACACCGAGAUUCACAAUGCGCUUGCACCAUUGUUCAAGUACUUUGACGACAACUUCUUCAUCAUGAACCAGACUCUAACACCUGACGCUAUGAUCGCAGUCAUGACUCGUUUAUGGAAAGAAGUCCUCGUGACGAUCGAAUCCCUCCUCGUACCCGCUCUCUCCGACCUUCCUUCACAACAAAAACAACUCAGCCAAGCAGAAGUAGACAUCGUCUUCAAAUGGCUCCAAUCUCUCUUCGACUUCUUCAACGUAGUAGAUCCAGAAACAGGACAAGCAACCGGUGUCCCCACCAACGUGCUCAAAAGUCCCAAGUACCACGAAAUCCAAACGCUGAACUUCUUCUACAACGAAACGACUGAAAGUCUCAUCCGCACCUCAGAACGCAUGGCCAGCGCAACAGCACACUCCCAACAAGCACAACGUUCACGCCUCUCUGCACCCGCACAUCUCGGCGCACCGUCUGCAGGCGGUUUACUCGCAGCCGGUGCUGCACCUGGUGCACGACGAGCGAAAUCCAUCAUGCUGGCGCGCAACCUGGGCACGAUGCGCAAAGCGAAAGAAGAGAAAUGGAAGGCGGCGCAAGCUGAGCCCAGCGAUGAUAUGAUAUUGAGGAUACUGAGGAUGAGGCCCGAAGCUGCGGGAUACUUGAGAGAUCGUUCGAGACAGAAAGAGCGACUUGCAGCUGCAGCGGCCGCGGAAAUGAUUGUGCGUCAGAGCUUAAUGAGUGGUGGUGGGAGGAUGACGGGGCCGAGUGUGAUGAGACGGGAUAGCGCAUCCUGGUAUGCGGAUUUUGCAAGCAACGAAAGAGAUGAACGGAGAGGAACGGUCACGUACGCGUUGGUCUCUCCUUACGUAUAG